Messenger RNA from Didymodactylos carnosus, 2068 nucleotides. The record is from the annotation of a GenBank genome assembly. NCBI's taxonomy places the organism in Eukaryota, Metazoa, Rotifera, Eurotatoria, Philodinida, Philodinidae.
CACGAAGACGCUGAUUCCAAAUAUGUGCUUUAAAACUUAUUUAGUUAAGACGGUGGCAGAACAAUCAAGGUUUUCGUAUAGAUGUCUUUAAUACUCGUGUUUUUUGUAAGGUGUUUUUCUCCUUGAAUACCAUGAAACCUCCAACGGAGUCACCGGAUCCAAAAAAUGAAGGGGGGCUCAACGAGAUCUUUGCGCCGUACAACGUAACUAGUCGCGCUGAUUCCGAAUAUGCAAAACACUCGGUUGAUGUAUCUCUAGAAAAAAACCAUCAAAUUUUGAUAUGUAUCUUGAGACGUAUUUACCUAAAUUAUGUCGAAAUAAGUAUGUAUCAAAUUUAAAAUGAUUAUGUUUUUAGUUGUUUCAACUACUAUUCUAAGAUCAUCAUUUUUAUUUGUUGAAUGUUCUCCUUUGCUUCUGAGUAAACACAAGACGUAACAUACAUGAUUUUUUGUACACACAGACGACGUUCAAUUGUAUAUGUCAACUCAAUUAGAUAAGCUCAACAAUUAAGCUUUAAUAUGAGAAACAUAAAAAAAUAUUUUCAAUCAGUAUCAUCUAUGUAGACACGAUCUUCUAUAGAGGUGGAUUAAUAAAAAGAUUUAUUUAUUGCAUGAUGUAUAUUAAAAACUACAUUAACGACCUAUUACUUCAUCCCUGUAAAAAGCUUUAAAAUCAUUUCAACUCUUUAAAAAAAUCAUGUUCUAAUAACACUUAAACGACAUAAAACUGAGUGAUAUUUUUUCGUUCCGGUUCCAUUUGACAAGAAAAACUUAUGACAAAAACGUACAUAAUUCUAAUCAUAUUGUAUUAUUCUAAUUUGACAUUAACACUACCUAACGAAGAAUUUGAUUGUAACGGUUUUGAAGAUGAUUCUUAUCAUCCAUUUUACGAUGAUUGUCUUCAUUAUUGGCAUUGUUUAUAUGUGGGUACGGUUUAUCAACGAUCUGUUCUCCGAGAAUGUCCUGAGGGAACUGAAUUCGAUACUGAUUUAAAAAAAUGUGAAACAGCAGUACUGGUGACAUGUUUGCCAAGACCAUCACGACCGAGUACGACUGUACGACGAAAAUGGAAAUUUUCUCGUAGAACCUAUCAUCGACCAUCAAAGUCUACAGUAUCAACUGCAAAAAUAUCAUCAGUAUUUAAAGAGAGAUUAGCAACCAAAAUUUAUGUUAAAAAAUUGAAUGUGAAAGAACAUUUUCGUGUUUCGACUAAUCGCUAUUUUCAACACGCGACGAUUUCUGAUGAAAAUCAGUUUAAUCAAACAACAUUACCAGUCAUUACAGUCGAUUAUCAAGCAUUAACAACACUGCCAGUAUUUCCAUCUAGUUGGUUUACACCGAAGCAACUACUGCAACCAGGCGAACCGAAUAAGGAAGCUGAUUUUUAUUCGUCAACAUCACCGGGCAUCACAGCAUCGACUUUCUUGAUAACAACAAGUGCGACAAUUAAUAGCAAAGUUGUACGAGACUCAAUAACACUAUCAAAAUUAAGUGUAAAAAAUAAAGCAUCUCCAAUUUCAAAUGUUCCUGCUAUAAUAAUGACAAAUGUUGCAUCAAUCGAACUGAGACACUCAACCAUCGAGGAUCAGCUAGAUUUUAAAGAAACAACUGAAGCUAUUCCAAUAAUAAAGCAUCAUACUUCGAAAAAAUUAAUUACAAUAACAUCAUUAACAACGAAUUCACCUGUAAUUGAUCAUCUUGAUCACGAUCAUCAUCAUCAAGAAAAUAAUUCAAUUCAAUUAUUAUCAAAUGACAUAAUUAAUGCUCGACAUAUUAUUCAUCAAUUGAGAUCACGACCCCGACGAUCAAAUAUGACAUUAUACGUAUUAACAUCGAACGAACAUAAAAUUCGACGAUUUUCUUUAAAUCACACACGAGGCGUAUUAAUGCCAUUGAAUUUAUGUAGAAGUAGACGAUUGCGAGACAUGUCAAACAUAAAAGCAUCAGACAUAGUGAAUGCAAAUGAGCACAUAUCAAAAAUAAAUAAUUUUGCUUUUAAACAUAAAGCAUUAUCGACCAUUUUUCAAUUUCUAAUUUCGUAUUAUUUUUAUGGUAAUAUUUUUGUAUAA